UAUAUUAAAACAAUUUCUUGUUCUGCCGACAGCCCUCAAUCCCAAUUGAGAUUGGCUAUAACUCAAACUUGAACAACUAUUUCUCGAUCGACAAUUCGAUAGACCAAAGUGAUGCGAACUACAUGCCUCUUGAUGAGGCAGAACUGCCCUCCUGCGUAGAAGAUAGACAGAACUUCACUAUUGACCCCCAACUUUCUUCCAAUCCCUAUAACACUUUUGCUAUGAGCGCCGCAAGCUCAAUCCCCUCUGCUGUCACAGAGUCGUCUGUCCAAGAUGGUGCCGAACCUCAAGUUACGCGGCUGAGGUGCACAUUUCCAGACUGUUCGCAAGAUCACGAUUUUCCCACCGAGUCCGCCUUACGCAAACACCAAGAAAAGCACAGCAAACCCUACAUCUGUCAAGUCCCAAAUUGCAAACACCCUCGCUUCGGGGAUAAAGGAGGUCUAGACCGACACAAGCGCGAAGUGCAUGGCUCAAAAACCUAUUGUUGCCCCAAUGCCUCCUGCAAGCGUCACACCAAGGGCUUUCCGAGGAAGUACAAUCUCUUUGAGCAUCAGAAACGAUGCCAUCCUGCUGCAUCGGCGUCGAUGCAGAGGUCUCUCAAUCGUACCCAUUUUGAUGUGGUAGUGCCUGAGGAAUUGGGAAGGGGAGAUGAGGAGCCUUCAUCGCCAGAAAUGACGAUCACGGGAGAUGUGGCUAGAUUUGGGAGUGGUAAACUUCAAGAAAGACUGGAAAGGCUCUGUGCGCUGCGAGUGGAAUUCGAGAGCAACAUCAUGGAACUUGACGGCGAUAUAGAAGCCUUGAAGAGGACUUUGGAUAUUUUUGGGGAGUUUUUACCCUGAACUGUCAAGGUAUAAAAUAAGUCCUUGCGCAACAGUUAAAUGGCCUUUUGGUGUAUGGUGUUCCAUGAUUUGAGUGACCUUCACUUGUGUUUGGUCUUGAUUCGGCCUACGCCCGUGAAGUCCGUUGGCGAGAGGAGAAUGAGGGAUUUUGGAGGGUCUGGCACCAUUUUCUCAAGGGAUGCUGCAAAUGAUGGCGUAUAGAUAAGGGAGUAAGAAUACGUUCAAUUAUUUUGACCAAG
This is a messenger RNA of Hyaloscypha bicolor E, 1081 nucleotides long. RefSeq lists its product as uncharacterized. The record is from RefSeq and is a predicted model, not a curated record. NCBI's taxonomy places the organism in Eukaryota, Fungi, Ascomycota, Leotiomycetes, Helotiales, Hyaloscyphaceae. Bases 123 to 842 code for a protein of 239 amino acids. The transcript is spliced from 5 exons.